AUGAAUACUGAGAAAAUCUACAAGUCUUUCAUCAAAGCAGUUGAUGAGGAUGAUAAUAUCCCCACUGUUGCGAAACCUCUUAGCAAGAAUUAUUUUGAAAGGUUCUUAUUAACAAACAAGGUAUCGGUGAUAACUGGUGGUUUAGGAGGUAUUGCUAAAUGUAUUGCUAAAGGUUACGCUGAAGCUGGUUCUCAUAUCGUUUUAUUAGAUUAUGUUACUGAUGAUAAAGGGUUCUGUGAACAGUUAUCUAAAGAUCACAAUGUGAAGUGCAAAUUUUACCAAUUAGAUGUCACAAAAGAUGAAAACGUUAAGGAAGUGGUCGAAAAGAUCGUUGAAGACUUUGGUAGAAUUGACGUAUUUGUUGCAAAUGCUGGGAUUACUUGGUAUAAAGGAAGAUUAAUCGAUUGUGAUAAUGAAGAUUGGCAUAAGUUAAUGGAUGUUAACUUGAACGGGGUAUUUUAUUGCGCUAAAUAUGUUGGUAAAGUAUUUGAGAAACAAGGUAGUGGUAGUUUUAUUAUAACUGCUUCCAUGUCUGCUCAUAUAGUGAAUGUCCCUCAUUAUAAGUCUGCUUAUAAUGCCAGUAAAGCUGCUGUUAAACAUUUAGCAAAAUCAUUGGCUGUAGAAUGGGCAGGGUUUGCUCGUUGUAACAGUGUUAGUCCUGGAUACACUUCUACAGCUUUAAUGGAUUUAGUUCCGGAUGAUGAAAGAGCCAAAUUUUGGGGUAUGACACCACUGGGAAGAGAAGUUCAUCCUGACGAAUUAGUGGGCGCUUAUAUCUACUUGGCUUCUGACGCCAGUAGUGCCACUAUGGGAGCCGAUAUUAUUGUAGAUGGUGGAUUUACUUUGAUUUAA
Messenger RNA from Yamadazyma jaroonii, 852 nucleotides. The record is from the annotation of a GenBank genome assembly. Lineage: Eukaryota; Fungi; Ascomycota; Pichiomycetes; Serinales; Debaryomycetaceae.